Messenger RNA from Lotus japonicus, 2657 nucleotides. RefSeq names its product autophagy-related protein 13a. The transcript has 5 exons. The record is from RefSeq and is a predicted model, not a curated record. Bases 386 to 2179 code for a protein of 597 amino acids. Lineage: Eukaryota; Viridiplantae; Streptophyta; Magnoliopsida; Fabales; Fabaceae. Gene Ontology annotation, biological process: piecemeal microautophagy of the nucleus; autophagosome assembly; protein localization to phagophore assembly site. Gene Ontology annotation, cellular component: cytosol; extrinsic component of membrane; phagophore assembly site.
CCCUGUCUCACCUUUGUACCUGCAAUUCUCAACAUUUAUCCAUACAUGAUCAUUAUGCACCUUUAACUACCAUUUUCUCAUUUUCAAACAUGAUCAAUUAAUUAAAAUAUGCAUUAUACUAUUAUCAUGCUCAUAUAAUAUAAUUAUGAUAAUUAUGAUAUUAAUAAUAAUUUGAAGUUUAAGAGAGAGAACUCUACGGCACUGUGUGUUUCUACGCAACCUUGUUUCUUCUUCUUCCCAUGGCGUCUCCCUUCCAUUGCUACUAUACCCAUCAUCCAAAUUUCAUCUCCGCUUCUCCAACCACAUUGAUCAGUGAUUUUGGUUUUGCUUGAUACUGCUUGGGAUGGUGUAUAUUGACUUGUGGUGAUCACUAAGGGACUUAAGGAUGGAUUUGCAGGGUGGUAAUAUGCAGCCUGAAUUGGGUAAAUUGGAGCAAAUUGUUUAUCAAUUUCUUUUGAAGUGCUUACACAUCAUUUUGGACUCGAGGGUACCUUUGUUACGCCCAAAUGAUAGAAGUGGUGACAUGUCGAUUGGUUCUCAUUCUCGUGUGAAGAAGAGUGACAAAUGGUUUAACCUGGCAUUAGGUGAUCGACCUUCUGCUCUGGAUAACUUGCACUUCUGGCACAGGAAUUUGAUGGAUCCUAUGAUUAUUGACAUCAUACUAGUUCAUGAAGAGAUUAGUUCCUCUAUUGAGACAGUUAUAGAGAGGUGGGUUGUUCAGUAUGAGUGUCCCCGAGUAAUGGCUCCUCAGACUGGUGACAUUAUUGGUGCUUACAAGAAGGCAUACCAGAAGUCUAUAGUACUGUUCCGUGCUCUUUAUUCUCAAAUGAGGCUUCUGCCGGCUUAUAAGAUAUUUAGGAAGCUAAAUACAUCAAGUCAUACUUGUAAUUUUGAUAUUAUUUACAAGGUAUCUUCCUUUAGUGAUCCAUUUUCUCGGGCAGAAGAGGGACUGCUGGAAGAGUAUAAUUUCACUCCUGUUGAGGCCCUUCCAGGCCGCCUCAGUAUAUCUGUGACCUACCGUACUACACUAUCUGAUUUCAACCUUGAGUGUUCAAUAUCAUUACCACCAAAAAUAAUUACUGAUUAUGUUGGAAGUCCCCAUACUGACCCUUUGAGAUCUUUCCCUGCCUCUCAAAAGGGUGUCUGUGCUACUUCCUUUCCAGUAAGAGGGUUAGCUCCUCCAUCUUCUGCACCACUUGAACGACCUCAUAGCUGGACGAGUGGCUUCCAUAAAACAGCGCCUUUUGUACAGAACUAUCCACAUGUUGGAUCCCCACCGGUGUAUCAUGCUUCUCCCAAUCCGUAUGAUUUUCCAUCAUCACCUAAUGAUAAUUACAAUGUCAGGUAUCAUAAAUAUCGAAUACAAAAUCAGCAAAGGUCUACAAGUUAUGAUGAGCAUCAACUUUCUCCUCCAUUCUCACCCUCACCAUCUCCAUCACCACCUACAUACUUACAUGGAGGCAAUCUAAUGCACACCCGUAUACGCCCUGAAACAGCCCCCGUAACUAUACCGCAUCCAAUGAUGGGAAAAGGCUCCAGAAAUCUUUCUCCUAAUUUUUCUGAUCCAAGUAGAAAUUCUUUGCCUCCUUUGUCUCCCAGAAGGAAUGAUACUUCUUCAUCACAGGAGUCUCCAUCUGGAGUCAGAUCAUUCAGGAAAAUAGAAACUUCAAAGAUUGGCCAAAAGAUUGUCAGAGAUAGCAAGGAUGAUUCAGGGCGUUUCUCUGGGUUGUUAUCUUCAAGCGGCUCACCACGCAUUGGAUUUUCAAGGACAUCAAGUAAAUUAUCUUUUCAGGAUGACUUGGAUGAUGGCGACUUUUCCUGUCCUUUUGAUGUUGAUGAUGUUGACCCACCAGAUGUUCUGUCCAGUCAUAAUGUGGAUGGGAAGAGCGCUUCAGAGUCCCCUUCAACAUCAUUACCAAUGGGGAGAAAAUCACAAGAUGCUGCUGUUGGCGUUCUUGUGCACAUGCUUAGGACAGCGCCUCCUUUGCGCCAAGAUCCAAGUUGUUAUUCAUCCCAUUCCCUAAAGGCUGAACCUGGGGUAGGAGCUGCUACUGCUUCUGGAUUCUUCAUGCCUCGAAAGACGGCUGAUGCACUUGAAGAGCUCAGGAGUUACAAAGAAAUGAGAGACCUUCUUCUAUCUAAGAGCGGGACUCGCAUUCUGAAAAGAGAUGAAGCUUAAGCAUGCUGAAGUGUUGAGUUUUUCAUCUAGUUCUUGGUGAGGGAGUUGAUGCUAACUUAAGAGUUAUACUAAUUACAGUUCCACAGAACAAGCACUUGGUUUGGGAAAGAAAAAAGAUCCAAUGGAUUUGUGUACAUAUCUUGAUUGAAUGUUGGGUAGAAACACUGAAGUUAUUUUUUCAUGUUGACCAAAAUUCUUCUAAUUUGCUCUCAAUCUUUAUGGACGUUAUGGUUCUGAAAUGAAGAACUUGCUUGCUUGGUGUAUGUGGCAAUGGCAAAGUUGGGGAGAACAGAAAUGUCAUGAGUAUUUUGGAAGAGAUUGUUGAAUUUCAUUGUAAAGAUGCACACACGUAACAGGUAGCAUUGAUUGAAAUGUAACUUCUUUAGAUAACCUGUCACUGUGAUUAUUUGUUUAUAUAGACGGAUCAAUAUCUUGAAAUUGUUGCAUUUCAAUUAUAAUAAACAUUUACUCACCAUUU